AUGCUUCAUAUCCAUGGCCAAAUUGGCCUUCCAGCACCCUGGCAGGUGGUGCUGGAACCUCAGAAAAGCAUCCGCGACAGCACCAAGGAGAUGGUCAGUACCUUUGACGCCAUGGACGACUUUGAAAAGGAACUUCAGGAGAUCACCCAAUCUGUAGGUGCUUCCGAAGAAGACCUGAAAGGUGCGAAGGUACUGCCCGUGAAUCCCCAGAUGCGAGAGGAGCAGCAGAUCAGACAGGUGGCCAAGCUGAAGGCGCUGAUGAUGAGGGAACAACAAACCAAAAGGAGAGUGAACAAGAUCAAGUCCAAGACGUACCGUCGCAUCCACCGCAAAGCUGAGCUGAGAGACAGAGAGGCGAUGCUGCAACGCUUGGAGGUGGAGAAUCCCGAGCUGGCCAGGCCCAAAGAGCGGUUGCGCACAUGCAGCACCGAGAAAUGGAUCUUGGAAGAUGUCUUGGACAGGGACUUGGAGUAUUUUCAGGUCGUUCAUGACUACCUCACUGCGCCAGCUGCGCUCUGCUUGUGCCCACCCGGAUGCUUUGAAUGCUUGGUGGACCAUGCUGAUACUGAGGUCACGUUGAAGUGCGCAGAUGGCAGCACCUACAAGCAUCACACAAGUUCAGGGAUCCUUCAAGGGCCCCCUGGAGGGCGUGUGGUUGAGUUGCUUUGCACCGACCCUUGUCCUGUGAAGCAGGCAAGACAUGUCAUUGAUGGUUCGGAGGGACAAGAACUUAAGUGGAGAUCUGUCGCAGAUGGGGAGCAGCAAAUCCUCUUCCUCGAGGAUGCGGUACCAGUGCAUGACUUUCGCCUCGGAGACCAUUGGCUGGAGUCUGACAAGGAACGGCUAUUUUGGCAAGAGACGAAAUUCUACCAGAUCUUUCCCUUGGAAAUGUCAAUGUGGUCUGCAAUUCUGCAAAAGUUGUUGAAGGUGUACUUCGUCGGCGGCAUCGCUGAAACACCUCGCUUUCGGAGCUGGCCCGGCCGGGAUCGACAUCAGCUCUGGGCAUCACUGUGGCUUGCCUUGCGCUUCCAAGUCCAGCAUAGCUAUAGUCUGGUGGAACUCCAGUGGGUGGUGGCAUAUCACCUCGAUGAGCCCACUCUUCCACUCAUCAAGGCGGUGCAGAGCGAGCUCUUUCGGCGUGGAUUCUUGGAGGAGUGUCCAGAUGAUGUGCAGUUCUCAAGGCUCUCAAUCUCCGGCGUCAAGUGGGUCUUGGAUGGCGACAAGUUCUUCAGGUCGCGGAAAGCAGACGCUGCCGGUGGGAAGGCUUGGUGGCAAUUGCCGCUGAACACACAGCACGUGCUCUUGUCCAGCGGCCCCAUCGUUGGUGACAACACGCCCCUCCUGCCCAGCUGUGGGCCGGUGGGUGGCUUCUCAGCCUAUCGGGUGAUCUUUCUGGCCAUGAAUCUCACAGAUGAGGAGUUGAAAAACUACUGCGACAAGGUGUCCUGUCAGUUUCGACACCGCGACGGGCCGGUGGCAACCACUUGCAGCUGGGGGGUUCUGACAGAGGCAGCUCAGGCAGUGCCUUUUGUGAGUCAUAUGCUGCUGAAUGAUGCAAUCUGUUUGGAGUGCGAUGUGGCUUCUGAAACCACGCUGCCGCCCCUGCGAAUCGAUGGCAGCCAUGAUGCCAAUGCCGCUGAUGGUUGGCAGGUGCUUGUGUGCCAAGCCAUGCCAACCACUGAGGCCUCUAGUCCGCCAGCGUUCCCGAGCCCCCAGGCCAAACCAUUGAAACUGUCGCCGCGUUCGCGUGAGUUUGAGCGGGCCAGAGAGGUGCUUGAGGCUCAGCUAUGCAACUUCAUUGCGCAACAGCGAUUGAAGCAGUGGCCUAGCAAGGGCAAAGUACAACGCCUAGCAGCCCUGUGGCUGAUUCUUCACUUCGAACCUGGCCGAUGCUAUACUGAGCUGGAGGUCGAUUGGAUUAUUGCCACUGGGCACAAUUUGGCCGCCAAAGUGCCAGAUUGUGCGCGCAUUCGCAAGGAUUUGGAAAGGACAGGUUUCAUUUGUAGAGAAGCAGGUGGCGGCAGCUUUCACCUCCGACCUGAGAUGGUAGAGCAACUUUUGGCCUCGCUUGAUGGCAAAGGAUGA
Molecule: messenger RNA, 2085 nt
Organism: Cladocopium goreaui
Lineage: Eukaryota; Dinophyceae; Suessiales; Symbiodiniaceae
Source: the annotation of a GenBank genome assembly